Molecule: messenger RNA, 1606 nt
Organism: Metopolophium dirhodum (rose-grain aphid)
Lineage: Eukaryota; Metazoa; Arthropoda; Insecta; Hemiptera; Aphididae
Gene: Drep4
Product: DNA fragmentation factor subunit beta
Exons: 7
Coding region: 320-1378 (352 amino acids)
Biological process (GO): apoptotic process; apoptotic DNA fragmentation
Cellular component (GO): cytoplasm; nucleus
Molecular function (GO): DNA endonuclease activity
Source: RefSeq, a predicted model, not a curated record
UACGAACUACAAUUUUUAUUUUUAUUUAAAUUUCAUAAUAUACUGCAGAGUGGAACAUUUAAAUUUUAAAUUGUUUAAUAUUUAUUAACUAUCUGUGAACUUACAAAGUAUAAAUAUUGACUUCAGCAUAGUGAACUUUCAACUUCGUUAUCAAUGCAAUUGCCAAUUAAAUCGAAUGCAAAACACUGCACCAGUUCACUGAAUAUUGAUCAAAUCGAAUACGUUUUUGCACUCGGUGCGCACUGAGUGCAAAAAGUGAGUCAAAUCGAAAACGCUAUUUUUAAGAAACAACUUAAUUGGUUUUAGAGUAUUUAUAAAUAUGAAAGGUUAUAAGAUCACUAAUUGUGCACAAGAUAUGAGAUUUGGUAUUGUCGGCAAAUCAUUAAAAGAUGUUUUUACCAAAGGAUGUCAGAAAUUAAAGUUAGACCAUUUAAAUGUGACUAUGAUGACUGUUGAUGGUACAGUGAUUGAUGAUGAAGACUAUUUUCAACAAUUACCAGCACAGACUUUAUUUAUAUUUCGAUUAAAUGGGGAAACAUUUGAAACAGGGGCUGAUUUAAUAUAUAAUGUGCUUGCCGCUGUUAAUAAUAAUACAUUAAAAACUUCAAUUAAAAUAAAAUCAUUUAUGGAUGAAAACAUUAAAGAAAAAAUAAGAAUAUUAUCUUCAGUUCUGGAUGUAGAUGAUGAUAGUAAAAAAAAAAAGAUCAGCAGUUUAAGAUUAAGAGACCCUGAUUGGUUUCAAGGUUUGGAAACUAGGGCAAAAACAAAAGAAGAAUUCAUGUUCAAACGUUGCCAAGAACGAAUUCGAAGUUAUAUGUACAAAACAAAAUCGGAUAUGAUUAAGUCAGAUUUUUACAUAAAACAUACAAAGUGCAGGAAGUACUUGGAUGAAGUAUUUAAACAAUUCAGUGAACUUUUAACAAAAAACAAACAUCAUGGAUAUUAUUUUGAUAGAUCAAAUACAAACGGUUUGUGCGACGAGAUUGGAACUUUUAAAUGUGAGGGAGCAUGGAAUCAAUCUAUUUGUUCUUAUGAACGCGGAACUGGUCAUAAAAUCAAUCCAUACCAAAGCAGAGAGAGUAGAAUUAUAUUUUCUACUUGGAACUUAGACCAUUGGGUGGAGAGAUCUCGAACUGUAAUACCAGCACUGUUUGAAGCCAGUAAAAUGGCAUCUGAGGUUCACCGUUCAAUAAAUAUGAACUAUUUCUAUGAGUUGCUCUUUACAACGGUUAAUCUUAAACUCGUACAUAUUGUAUGUCAUGACAAAGGUCAACAUGUCAGUGCUAAAUGUGAUCCAAACUUGUAUUUACAAUAUAAAAAGGUGAUUCAUAGCUUCUCGCAUGCCGAUAACUGUUUAGAAAAUGAUUUCAAUAAUUGAUCAAAUCAAAAAAAUAUCAAAAAUCUAUAAUAAUUAAUAAUUAUGUAUUGACAUACUUAUUGUGGAAUAAUGGGUUUUCGGAGACAUCUGAGAUAAAAAUUAAAUCUGGUUUUUUAAAAACUAAAUUGGCUUUUUAGGAGAUUGUUAUAAUUAAUUUUGUAAUUUUUCAUCCUAUGAUAAUAUUGUUUUUCUAAAAUGUAAUUUGUAAUAAAUGACUGAUUAGUAAUA